Molecule: messenger RNA, 1915 nt
Organism: Dinoponera quadriceps
Lineage: Eukaryota; Metazoa; Arthropoda; Insecta; Hymenoptera; Formicidae
Exons: 1
Coding region: 160-990 (276 amino acids)
Source: RefSeq, a predicted model, not a curated record
GUCGCAGUUGCGGAAAGAACCUCGCUCGGCUCACGUUGCCGAAGAAGAGGAGCAUCUGGGAGCUGAGUCUGAGCUGUCGACGGGAGCAGCGUCGCGUGCAUCGCUCGCACACAUACGACGAGAACGACGACGUGUAAUACUAUCAUCAUCGGCACGACGAUGGCGAUGACGAUCCGCGCUUUGCUUUUUUUCGGAGCGAUUCUCCUGACGCUCGGCGAGAUCAGCGCCGCGCCGAGGAGGUACGAUCAGCGACAGGAGGGCGACUUCAACGUGCACGCCCAGCUGGAGAAUCUCCUCUUCGUCGUGGCCAUCCCCAGCAGCAACGACGUCCUCAGCGAGCUCGCGCUGCAGGCGCUGGAACUGAAGCAUCAGCUGGGCUCGUCCACCGGCAUCGUCCCGCCUCCGAAAGAUCCCGAGUCGGACGUUGGGACGUUAACCGCGUUCAGCGAGCCCGAUGACGACCAGGUCCGCGCCGACGAGGUCUACAUCACCAGCACGGAAGGCGCGAGGAGAAGCGAGGAUCGCCCGGAGAACGCCGAUGAGAAGGCGAGCGGCUCGGAGCACCAGCAGGAAGUGACGUCGACAGCGAAGUCGAGCGGCGAGGAAGGGAGACCCAUCGGGAGAGAAGCCAAAAGCGCCAAGGGUUUCGACUCGGCGAAGAGCCAAGGAGACCCGGUGAUUCCGGGGCACCUCGGAAACGCGAAGGAGACUCUCGGGUCCAAGACGGAGGACAGCGAUCGGGCCCGGAACGUGGUCGGGAGCCCCGACGUGGAACCCGGCAGGCCGGGCGCGUCGAUGAAGAAGCAGCUGUUUCGCCGGGGCCUCGGCGAGGACGUCGCGCCUCCGGCCACGACGUUCGUCGUCGGAGCGGCAGAGCAGCAGGAGAUGAAGCUGUUGGGCGACGGCAUCGAGAACUGCGGCCCAGGAAGACGCCGUGACCCCGCCGGCGUCUGCGGCUUCGAUGCAGAGCACGCCGGCUCUCCUCCCUAGCUUUAAGCUCGCUAAGACCGAUCGAUCCGCGGGAUCUGCGAGAGCUGGUUGCCGUCGUCGCAACGUGAUCCUUCCCUCGCUGUACAAGUGUAACUUAUAUAUGUCCUUAGGUUGGGUAUGUACCGAGCGAACGGCGGAUUUGCGAGCUUUCCUUGUUACAAUCCGGGAAACGUGUGCGCGCCGCAGCGAGCAAAGCGAGAAUUCGGAUGGAGAUCCCGGGUUUCGGGCUUCGAUUUGCUCGCGAGGUGGUUCGUCACGGACGAAAUUCCGGCGCGUUUAGACGAAUAUAUACAUACACGGAUGAAGGAAAUCGGUCGAAUCAACGUGACGAUGAACGAACCGCGUUUUGCUCGAGGUAGACGGAAUUCCCGGUCCUAAGGAACGGAUUUAUCAGGGAUAGCCAUAAGUAAUGUCGCUUUUCGAUAUUUGUGCAACAUUUUAUUUUACUUAACACUUGGUUCUCUUGAAAUUUCACAAUAAGCACACCAAGCGUCAAUCAAUUUAGUCAGUGUAUAGGUUUUACGUAACGAUAAAUCAUGUCCACGAACAAGGUGGCGAUGUCUGUGCAAUCUGAAAAAAACGACAUUACUUGUGGGUACCCCUAAAAGGUUACGAGCGCUAGAAAUAUUGUUCUCUUCAACACGCGUUCGAUUCGUCCGUCGUCGCGUUAUUAAUCCAACCGGUCUCCCUUCUGCGUAUUCAUAUUACAUCUUCGCUUCGUUCGUUCGUCGUUUGUUCGUUCGCUCAAGUGCACACCCGCUUCUGCGUUUCCCCAUUGUCUAACGAUGAUGAAUGUUAUACCGGAAGAAAGCGUUGCGAGAGCUUUCGAUUUUUUUUGUAUAAAUCGGCGUGUCCGAAGCAGGGCACACCGAGUAUAGCCACCCAGGAUGUGUUUCAUCGUCGAAUAAAAUGCAUAAAACCACAA